CUGCAACAACCAACAUCGCGUAAAACCCAUGUGAUAUUUGACGUCGAUGGCCUUUUGUUGGAUACAGAAAAAUUUUAUACUAUCGCCAACCAGAAAACGCUUGAAAGGUUUGGGCAUGACUUUACCUGGGAGUUGAAGGAGAUGAUGAUGGGAAGGUCCCAAAAAGAUGCGGUAAGUUUGCUUAUCCAGCGACUCGGCCUUUCAGUGACGGUUGAUGAGUAUUUGAUGCCGGGGGCUGAACGAUUGGUCAGACAUCUUCAUAAACAUCGCAUUCCAAUGGCCGUCUGUACCGGAAGCAGAAGGAGCCAGUUUAUACUGAAAACACAAAACCACCACGACUUUUUCUUAUUAUUCAGUCAUAUUGUGUGCAACCCGGAUGAUUCUGAGGUCAAGAGAGGCAAACCGUUUCCGGACUGCUUCCUUGUGAUCGCCUCACGGUUUUCCGAGGCCCCUUCACCUCAAAACGUCCUGGUUUUCGAAGACGGCAAAAAUGGCGUUGAGGCGGCCGUGAAUGCCGGAAUGCAAGUCGUUAUGGUGCCUGAUCCUCGCGUAGACGAAGAGGUGAGGCACAAGGCCACUUUGGCAAUUCCUUCCUUGUUGGAGUUCACACCCUCCCUGUUUUCUCUACCGUCUUUUGAUGACUGA
Soboliphyme baturini is the source of this 645-nucleotide messenger RNA. Lineage: Eukaryota; Metazoa; Nematoda; Enoplea; Dioctophymatida; Soboliphymatidae. The record is from the annotation of a GenBank genome assembly.